AUGCCCAACCAACAAACAAUCUGUGCACUGUGUUUGUCGAAUAAAGCAAGUUGGUUCAUAGAAGUGUACAGUGAAGAAAACAGAUCCCUCAAUAUACCAGAGAUCAUACAGAAGCACCUCUGGUUUGAUCUUACAUAUGACGAGCACUCCUGUUUGUGUAAGGAAUGUUGGACGAGUUUAAACGAUUUCUAUUUGUUUUACACCAAACUUGAGACCAUUCAUAAUGUGAAAGCGGACGAAAGCAACGUUUCCAAUAAAACAUGCUCAGAUAGUUUACGGGAAGAUGUUGCCAAACUCUGGAUGGACUGUAUUCAGAAGAAAAAGCCCAAGAAAGCGUCUGACAAAACCGUACUUAAGGCACGAGAUAAAAUAUUUGAGUACAUCGAUGAGUUUGCCUGUAAUUAUUGUGUAGAAAAGGUUACGUUUCACAGAUUCAUUGAAGCGGAUCGGCAUUACAAACUAGUACAUAAUGAGCCCGGCUUUUUAAAAUGUCCGAAAUGUGACAAAAAAUGUUUCAACCCCGGUAUGUUUGUAAGCCAUAUGGAAACACACGAAGAUCCUGAGAAAAACAAGUGUAACAUUUGUGGAAAGAUAACAGAUUCGAACAUUUCUCUUAAGAAACAUAUGCGCGUGCAUAUGACAAUGCUUGAAGAAAAUUUACCGUUUCCCUGUAGUCGAUGUAAACGACGAUUCGCACAUGAAGAGCAACGAGAGAAACACGAAAAAAUGCACGUACCCAAACCAUACGUCAAGAAGGAAAUUGGACCCGAUAUGGAAUUGCUCGAUUUCUACAAGCGCAUUUAUUGCGAUAUAUGCGAGCAGGAAACUCCAGAAUCAACAUCAUUUGAAAACUUUUCCGAACUAAAACUACAUAUGAACGAAAGUCACAAUAAGGGGGCGUAUCUAAAAUGUCCGAUUUGUUUCAAAAGAAAUCUUUAUCGUCCGAAUCUUAUCACUCACAUCGAUAUGCAUAAAAAUCCAGAGAAAUAUCGGUGUGAAGUUUGCAAAGAAAUCUUCCAAAACCUUGGUCAACAUAUGAUCAAAUCCCAUACAGCAAACACUGUGGUUCCGGUGGAGAAAAAAUAUAAAUGUGACCAGUGCGGAAGAAUGUUCAAUUUUCUAGCAAAUCUUAAAAUGCACAUCGACUGUAUACAUGGGUUGAAGGAUAUACGUUGCAACAUCUGCGAUAAAUACUUCAACUUAAAAGCUUAUCGAGUUCACAAGAAAUCAGCACAUACUGAUCAGAUGUACAUGUGCGAACAAUGUCCGAAAAUGUUUAAAACUCGUAGCGCACUGGAAUCGCACAAAGGUCAUCAUGAUGACACCUUGCUUCGAAUCAUCCAGUGUCCGAAGUGUGACAAGCAAAUCCGUAUUAGUAAUAUGCCGAAACACAUGAAAACGGUCCAUUCAAUGGAAGAACCGGUCAGCUGCGAUCAGUGCGGUAAAACGUUCCGAUCCACGUUCCACAUGAAACGACAUCGGAAAAACACGUGCGCGGCUACAAUAGAUUCACGUAAGCAUAAGUGCGAGGUUUGUGGGAAAGGUUUUUGCAUGAAACUCACUAUGAUGGAGCACAUGACGACUCAUACGCGCGCCAACCAGUACCAAUGUGCAUUCUGCUUCAAAUCGUUUGGCUACAUCUCGAACCUUUACAAGCACCGCAAAAAGGCUCAUCCGCUCGAAUGGCAGGAGGUUCAAGCACGUCCUGAGGAAGGUAUCGCGACUGUAAUUGUAGUAAGAAACUAAAGAUGAUAAAUUGGUGUUUUAUAGUUGCAUACACCAA
This is a messenger RNA of Anopheles nili, 1783 nucleotides long. Its product is annotated as zinc finger protein 43-like. The coding region runs from base 1 to 1746 and encodes 581 amino acids. Gene Ontology annotation, cellular component: nucleus. The record is from RefSeq and is a predicted model, not a curated record. Gene Ontology annotation, molecular function: DNA-binding transcription factor activity, RNA polymerase II-specific; RNA polymerase II cis-regulatory region sequence-specific DNA binding; zinc ion binding. NCBI's taxonomy places the organism in Eukaryota, Metazoa, Arthropoda, Insecta, Diptera, Culicidae. The transcript is spliced from 6 exons. Gene Ontology annotation, biological process: regulation of DNA-templated transcription.